AAAAAGAAAAGUGGUGUUAUAACAGCAGCAUCCGCAAAGGUCAUGUACAGCACGUCUACUCAACACCAAAUUAGCAGCAGCAAGGUACACACGGCGAGAAAUGUCGAAAUGGGGGAAGAGGAAGGACGACGAAGAGUACGCCUCCGAAGGCGAUGCUCCCCCAAAGAAAACCUCCAAGAAGGACUCCACUGAUGACUCCGACGACGACAUCGUCGUCUGUGAGAUUUCUAAGAAUAGGAGGGUGUCGGUGAGGAACUGGCAAGGAAAAGUUGUGGUUGAUAUUCGCGAAUACUAUGUCAAAGAUGGGAAGCAAAUGCCUGGCAAAAAGGGUAUUUCACUAAGCAUGGAUCAGUGGGAUGUACUUCGAGAUCAUGUGGAUGUGAUUGACAAGGCUGUUGCUGAGAAUAGCUAGGAUGCCAGUGGUUAUGGGUUUUGCAUAAUAUGACUGAAUGAAGUAGAAAUUGUAAAUGGAACUGCUGUUUUUUGUCGUCAAGUAACUGAAACGGAAUGGUGAAAUGAUCGUGCCCGUGUUUUGCUUACUUUGGAAGUGUAACGAAGGAAUUGAAACUAAGUAAUGUUUAGGUAACUUGAUAAUACAUAUUUAUGUGUAAGGCGCAACUUGACUUGUAGUGUCUUGUUAUGUUAUGUUGGCUGGAGUUUUUCAACAGAAGCACUCUUUUGUCAAUCGUCUGGAGAACUUUUGACCGUUGCUGAUGCAUUAUCAAAAUAUUCAGUCAGCUACUACCACCAAGCUGGUGCUAUAGUUUUCUUGCUUUCAGGCAUUACUUUUGGUGGGUUUUACUAAUCCCUUCGAAUUGCAAUUAAUCAAAUCUGUUGAACGUUGUUUAGCAUUGUUGAUUGAUUGUGUUAGUAUCAUGUUUGCUGACUCCUAACUUGAUAAAAUAAUUUGGAUUUGUUUUUUCUUUACUCCCGUUCUUAAAAUUGGACGGUUCCAUGCUCUGAACUGGCACAAAGCAUUUUAUCAUAAUUUCAUUUUUUUGAAACUAGUAAUUUCUUUGUUGUUGAUCAUAGUAGUGAUCUAAAUAAAUGCUUGGGACGUUUGAAUGUUGCCACGCUGGAUCUUUUGGUGGUGGUUAUUUUGCUGGAUAAACCUACUUGAGAACACUGUAGGUGACCUAGCUCCAACCUGGUUGCUUGCUUGAUUUUAUUGUAGCCUUUGAAUUUUAGAGAGGAUAUGUAUAUAUAUAUAUAUAUAUAUAUAUAUAUAUAUAUAUAUAUAUAGUCGGUUGUUUCGUUGGAGAAGGAAACCUCCCGGGUAGGAGGCAAGUAUUGUCCUUUUUAUUAAAUGUUUUUCUGGUGGAUCUUCCCCUCAUAAAUCCAAAGGCAUUGUUGGAAUGGAGUUGAUUCCUUCCAAAUUUGCAUGGUUCAUUGAAACCAAUAAUAAAAACAAAAAGAGAGAAUUCUACCAAAUAUCAAGUCUUUGAAAUGCAAAUAAAAUGAAAUUCCUUAAAAUUCUUGCACAACAUUUUAGUUAUCCAAUCUGAAUUAGCUAAAAGUUUAGUUCCUCUUUCCAAUAUAUUGCCACCAUUAUUAACUAAUGGGAAAGUAACACGUGUAUGUGUUUAUAUGAACUAAACAAACAAGUACAUGUUAAAAAAUACUUCAAAUUUUGAUUGGAACAUUAGGAUUUGACACAAUAACAAAUAGAUAACGUACCAAUCCAUAAUUUUGAGCUAAUGAUAGGUUCCCAGUUCAUCAAAAUAUAAAUGCUUAAGCAUAUCGGCUGGGGGGAAAAAAUAAAAUAAAAAUAAAAAUAAAAAAUUGGUUCUGUUUCAUUUUAUAUUAAUUUGAAGAGACCAAACAAUUUGGCUUCCUGGAGGCUGCAUAAACAAUACACACUUCUUUUAUCCCCAUGUGGGAAUAAUUACCAUCGACCCCUUUGAUGACUGGCUUUUAACACAUCUCCCCCACAAAUUUACC
Cornus florida is the source of this 1941-nucleotide messenger RNA. RefSeq names its product RNA polymerase II transcriptional coactivator KIWI-like. Gene Ontology annotation, molecular function: DNA binding; transcription coactivator activity. The transcript has 5 exons. The coding region runs from base 101 to 412 and encodes 103 amino acids. Gene Ontology annotation, biological process: positive regulation of transcription initiation by RNA polymerase II. The record is from RefSeq and is a predicted model, not a curated record. Gene Ontology annotation, cellular component: nucleus; transcription regulator complex. NCBI's taxonomy places the organism in Eukaryota, Viridiplantae, Streptophyta, Magnoliopsida, Cornales, Cornaceae.